Messenger RNA from Nezara viridula (southern green stink bug), 2065 nucleotides. The record is from the annotation of a GenBank genome assembly. Lineage: Eukaryota; Metazoa; Arthropoda; Insecta; Hemiptera; Pentatomidae.
UUUAUCAAAAAAUAAAACACAAUGGCAGAUGUUUAUAUGAUAAGAUCAAAUGAAGAAGAUCCUAGCGGAAACAAAUAUUCCAGGAUGGAGGAUGAUAACCUUCAAGACAAGGAGCGAUUUGUAAGUAGAGAAAACCACUGUGAAAUAGAACGUCGCCGAAGAAAUAAAAUGACUGCUUACAUAACAGAACUGUCAGACAUGGUUCCUACUUGCAGUGCCCUUGCAAGGAAACCAGAUAAGUUAACAAUUCUUCGAAUGGCAGUGGCCCAUAUGAAAGCUCUUAGAGGUACAGGCAAUACUAGCACUGAUGGAACUUAUAAACCUUCUUUUCUUACUGACCAAGAAUUAAAACACCUAAUUUUAGAAGCUGCUGAUGGUUUUUUAUUUGUAGUGACUUGUGAUACUGGUCGCGUCAUAUAUGUCUCUGACUCUGUUACCCCUGUUCUUAAUCAAUCCCAGAGUGAUUGGUAUGGGUCUAGUAUUUUUGAACACCUUCACCCAGAGGAUCUUGGUAAAGUUAGAGAACAGUUAUCGACACAAGAACCUCAGAAUUCUGGUCGGAUCUUGGACCUAAAAACAGGAACAGUUAAGAAAGAAGGUCAUCAGUCAUCAUUGCGUUUAUGCAUGGGAUCUAGGAGAGGUUUCAUUUGUCGAUUGAAAAUAGGCAAUGUUGGACCUGAUAGCUUAGCUGCAGGACAUCUCAAUCGCUUAAAGCAAAGAAAUUCACUUGGCCCAUCGAGAGAUGGCAAUAAUUAUGCUGUUGUUCAUUGUACAGGCUAUAUUAAAAAUUGGCCUCCAACUAGUCAAUUUGAGGCUCAUCCUUUGUCAGCAGUUCAAAUGGAAAGAGGCAUGGAAGAUGAUGGUUCUCAUUGCUGUCUUGUUGCUAUCGGUAGGCUGCAAGUAACCUCUACUCCAAAUACUAGUGAUUUAAGUGGCUCUAACAGUAAUGCUGAAUUCAUUUCACGACAUGCAGUUGAGGGUAAGUUCACAUUUGUCGAUCAAAGAGUAAUUGCCAUCCUAGGUUAUACACCUCCUGAACUGCUUGGUAAGUCUUGUUUUGAUUUUAUACAUAAUGAAGAUCAAACACAUAUGAAAGAAUCCUUUGAACAGGUGGUUAAACUGAAAGGACAGGUGAUGUCUGUUAUGUUUCGUUUCCAAAUGAAGAAUAGAGAAUGGAUUUGGCUUCGUACUUCAGCAUUUGCUUUUCUUAAUCCAUAUACCGAUGAAGUUGAAUACAUAGUUUGUACUAAUACACCUGCCAAGUCACAAAGUACAGCUGAACCAGAAACUGCUGAAACAAUGAAUUAUCAGCAGGUAGUUGAUCACAAUAGUAUGCAAAGGUAUUCUCACAUACCACAACACAUGCACACAACGGAUGCACGAGCUGGGCAGGUGUAUAGCUACGAAGCAGCUCACUCUCCUAUCAGUUAUGUAUCUCCUGGUCAACAAGCUAUUCCUAGAAUGACUAAAUCAGUUAGUCCCUCUGCAGUUCAGUCUGCUUGGACUCUGUGCCAGCCAGGAACGGAAGCUUAUCAAUACAGUGAAAUAAGUCCCUCACGUUCACCAUCAGGGUCUACAUAUACUCAGUUAGGUGGAAGAGCAGCGCCACAAACACCUUAUCACAGUGCACAGAACAAUGCUUCUUUAUGGGGAACUUGGCAAGGACAAUCGCAGAUGGAUGAUCAGAGUUCCAAUUCUGGUAGUCAUAACAUUGUUAACAAUAACCAACCCAGCCAACCUCAUGAACUGUCGGAUAUGAUGAUGCAUAUCCUUGACCAAGGCGGAGCUACCACAUUUGGUGAUCUGAAUAUGUUUAACGAAUAACAGUUCGACUGUCACUUAUUGUUGUAUAAAUAUAUUUUAGAUAGAUUUAAUAAAGAUUUAAAUAAUUUUGGAAUAUUUGCAGUUGUAGAGAACUUUUUUUAUUCUCAAUCACACAGUUAUUUUUUAAUCUUGACUAUCAAAAAAGUGCAUUAUAAGUUGCAUUUUUGUUGUAACUUUAACAUUCAUUAUUUAUAAGGCAAAUAUUCUGAUUAAAGUUUUUCAUAAGUGAUAUCCAUUUUUG